Drosophila ficusphila is the source of this 2076-nucleotide messenger RNA. RefSeq names its product myb-like protein AA. The record is from RefSeq and is a predicted model, not a curated record. NCBI's taxonomy places the organism in Eukaryota, Metazoa, Arthropoda, Insecta, Diptera, Drosophilidae. The transcript has a single exon. Bases 51 to 1280 code for a protein of 409 amino acids.
AGUCGCCGAUCAGUCGAUUUGACCACCAAUCUUGCGCGGAUUGAGUGACCAUGCUGAACGGAAAGUUCUACACGGGUCUGCCGCCCAAAAUGGUGGAGCGCCAGGCGGUGAAGGUGUGCAACCGCCAGGAAUCCCACUUCUACUGGCCGGAUGAUUCCCGAGCGGACUCCGCCGUGGAGAGCCGAGUGAAGAGGAGGAACAGCCAGCAGCUGGAAAAACCUGUGGAGAGGAUUACAUCUGUUCCGGAUUCCCCCAGUGAAGUGGACACAAGGCGGAUGUUCCACAAGGAAUUCGCCAGCUCUUCCAUUCAGUUCUAUGACAAUCUGCAGUCCAAGCCGAGCACUAGACCUCCUCUGGGAAGAGGGCAGCGCAGGGAACUGACCCCAAAGCUCACUGAAGUCCGACCCCAGGAGUUGGACUCCAAGGUUGAGGACACCUCCAAUCGUCGCCAGCAGGCUUACACCUCCAAAAUCCAGUUCUACGACUAUGUUAAUGAAGCGGAUAAUGCUCCCCAAAAUAAUGUGAGGAAGCCCCAGAUGGACUUCAACGACAAACGAGAAGUGGAGCUGAAUACCAAGAAUAGUCCAAAGUUGCAGGUGAAAAGAAACGUGCGCAGUUUCAGUGUGGAACUGGAACCCAAGGUCACCAAGAAACCCCUGAAUGACAGCCCCGAGUGGCGACGACCCCGCCCACUGCCGCUGCCCAGAAAGAUCCUCAAGCAAACGCCGCAGGACCAAGACAGCUUCGACUACCUGGAGAACCGGGUGAGGAGAUUGCAGCUUACCAGAAGUCCUGGCUUGCCCAAGAAACACGUGACCUACAACGAGGAGGCCGACGAGUACGCCUACUAUGACGAUCGCGAGGAGCCCGAGUUCGAGAUUCGCCCUCGCCAGCAGCCAAAAAUGCCGACAGGAAGUCGCCAGCAGCAACAGCAACAACAUCCGCAGCAGCAACACCACAGCCAGCAGCAACAUCAGCGCCAGCAGCAGCAUUCAGUUAUGGAAACUAGUCGGGCCAAGCCAUUAAAUAAUAACAAUAAUUAUCAGACCCACGCCAGCGCUAGGAAAAUCUCCCCGAAAUUGCCGGAAAGCCCAGUGGCUCGAGCCAUUCAGAUGGUCGAUGAAGACGCCCCUGUGGCUUCUGACCCCCGAAAACACCUGCGCAGCAGCCUCUGCUUCAGCGGCGACGCUCUCAUGGUGGGCGGCCAGGCGUCGCAGUCGACUGCGCAGGCGCGGCGCAGCUCCGCCGGGCAGAGAAUCAGCGUGGGUCUGCCGGACUGAGCGCUCCAGUUCGCGGGGCUUUCUUGGUGCAGCUACACGGGGAGAAAUUGAGUCAAUAUUAGUGCCCAACUAUCUUUGUAAAUAAUAAUGGCUAAAUAUCGGAAAAGGUUGUUUAAGAAAGUAGCAUUCAAAAAUUGCAGUACACAAAUGCAGAUGCCUUAAAAAUAGUUCCUGGCCAAAAAUAGUAAAAACUUGUUGAAAAGGUUAAAAAUACUCAGACGACUCUGUGAAUCACUCUUGGUAAAGCUUUUUUCCCUGUGUAGAAAAGUCGACAGUUACAACUUGCAAUGCUAAUUGAAAGCAACAGCUUAAAAAACACCGACUGCAGUGAAGCAGCAACAAAAACAGCAACUGAAGCAAUAACAUCAACUUAGAUAGGCAGCAGCCACUUUUCGAGGCACGGCACUACUUUUACGAUCAUCUGCUCAACUCUGACUUCACCCACAUGCGACUGAAUGAGUCGGCUUUUGUUAUUGCCGUGCGGUUGGAUAUACACACAUAAACAAACCUUGAUCUUGACUAAUUUGUGGGCAUUGCUGUUGUUGUGCACCCCGAUCAUGUAUUAAUUUAGCUUUUGAAGCCAACGCAGAAUAAUCUAUAAUAAUAAUAGUAGAGAUAUGCUAAUAAACUGAUACAUAACCAAAUGAAUUUCAAAUUGGGAGGCAUUCAAUUAAGCCCCAAACUUAUUAUAGGCACAUCAACUUAUACGGCUAGCCGAAGUUUUUUUAACAUUUACAUUUCCUAAACUUAUAGACGUACAAAACUAGAGGAUAAACUAAUAAAGAUUUGAAACAUA